Messenger RNA from Trichoderma breve, 3777 nucleotides. Its product is annotated as ABC transporter transmembrane region domain-containing protein. The transcript has 5 exons. The coding region runs from base 1 to 3777 and encodes 1258 amino acids. Gene Ontology annotation, molecular function: ATP hydrolysis activity; ABC-type transporter activity; ATP binding. The record is from RefSeq and is a predicted model, not a curated record. Gene Ontology annotation, biological process: transmembrane transport. NCBI's taxonomy places the organism in Eukaryota, Fungi, Ascomycota, Sordariomycetes, Hypocreales, Hypocreaceae. Gene Ontology annotation, cellular component: membrane.
AUGGGGCUGAUACACAAGCUUGGAGGUUAUCCUCGCCUCAUAUUGGCUGGAAAUCCUACACGGCUUGAUGCUGGGAUGCUCUUCUGUGGAACAGUGUGCGCAAUAGCCUCCGGUGUUCCGUUCCCAUUGAUUGGGGUUAUCUUCGGUCAACUCCUCAACGACUUUAAUGCAGCGACGUGUGCCGAAACUGAAGAGUCUGGGUCUGCCUCAGAUCUCCAGGGUGGGAUCAAUAGCAAGAUACUCACAAUAUUCUAUCUGGCAAUUGCGCAAUUUGUCCUAAUAGGUGCCCAUCUCUUCUGUUGGAGUACGUACGGUGCUCGGUUGGCGCAAAGACUUAGGGAACGCUAUCUCCAAAACCUCCUUCGACAAGAGCCUUCGUAUUUCGACAAUUUACCUCCCGGAGAAGUCGCCUCUCGAAUAAGCGCAGAUAUCCAGACAAUACGCUCAGGCACAUCUGAGAAGGUGGGAAUAUGUCUCGCGAGUGUAUCCUUUUUUGUAACGGCAUACAUCGUUGCUUUUGUCAAAGACCAUGACCUGGCUGCCAUGUUGAUCUCACUAGUUCCGGCGUAUUUCUUGAUGUCUUUUGUUGGAAGCCACUUCAUCGAGAAAUACGCCGGGCUGAUGUCCGAUUAUGCCGCCACAGCUGCUUCAAUUGCCUCGGAGGCCCUUUCCAAUAUCACCGUUGUGCAAGCUUUUGGUGCCAACGCCCGCCUGGAAGAGAAGUUCUCCGAUGCUCUUAAAUCGUCAAAACGAGAAGGCUUGAAGAAGGCUCUGGCUAUCGGAAUUCAAUCUGGAGUGCUGUAUUUUGUCGCUUAUUCUGCAAAUGCCUUGGCCUUUUGGCAGGGAAGUAAAAGUAUCGCGGAUUUGGUCAGCCACAAGUCUGGCGGUGUCACAGUCGGUUCCACAUUCACAGUGAUUUUCAUUCUAGUCGAAGCUACAUUACUCUUGAGUCAGGUUGCGCCGUUUGUUCACCUCUUCAUGGCGGCUGUUGCUUCUUUCGAGAAGCUUCGUGAGGAUAUGGAUCGUGAACCGUUGAUCGAUGGCACUUCCACUUCCGGUCUUACACCAACCCAAGUGGCGGGGUAUUUUGAACUCAAGAAUGUAUCGUUCACUUAUCCUUCCAGGCCAGAGAUUAUCGUCCUCGACCAAGUCAACAUCUCUGUUCCCGCCCUGAAGCAUACAGCCAUUGUCGGUCUUUCUGGUAGUGGCAAGUCUACAGUUGCGAGUCUCGUGACAAGAUUGUUUGACCCUACCGAAGGAGAGAUCUUACUUGACAACUACAACAUUAAAGAUCUCAAUACCCGCACUAUGAGAAGCUUCAUAAGCCUGGUCCAGCAGGAACCAUCCCUACUUGAUCGUUCGAUUUUAGAAAACAUUGCGCAUGGCUUGGUUAAUUCCACAGAGGAACGUGGCCCUCAAGUUGUCAAAAUCGUUGCCUUAGCUCGAAACGCGGCAGUCCUUGCAGAUGCAGAUUCAUUCAUCGAAAAGCUACAAUAUGGAUAUGCUACACUUGUGGGAUCGAGUGGUCGACUCAUUAGUGGUGGCCAAAAACAGAGAGUAGCUCUAGCAAGAGCCCUUGUCAAGGACCCUGCUGUUCUGAUCUUGGACGAGGCUACCGCGGCUUUAGAUUCACGAAGCGAACAGAAAAUCCAACAGGCUAUUUCCAAGAUUGCGGGUGGCAGGACCAUACUCACCAUUGCACAUCGCUUGUCAACUAUUAAAAAUGCAGACAACAUCAUAGUCAUGCACAAGGGACGAGUUGUGGAGGAGGGAAGCCAUUCGGCCUUAAUGGAGAAAAGUGGCGCUUAUGCCGACCUGGUUAAGCUGCAAACACUGGCAACUACAACCGAUGGGAACGAAGCCGCCAGCUUAAGAGGCGAUUCUGGCAAACUGGAUGGCACAUCAGUCACUGAUCUCGAUGUCGUCUCUGAAAAGGGUGGUACUCAGGAUGCAGAAACCUCUUCCCCCCGGACAGAAGAUGAACCCGAAACUCCACCCAUGUCUUUCUGGGCACUACUCAAAGGAUACGCGCCGGCAUUGAGGCCACACGUUCUUAUGGUGGCAGCUGCACUUGUCGGCUCUACUAUCGUCGGUGGUGCAUUCUCUGGCGAGGCCGUAAUAUUUGGAAACACUGUGGGUAGCUUGGACAUUUGCAAAAGCCCGUCGAGUAUUCGAUCAAGCGGCAACUUUUAUGGGCUGAUGUUCUUUGUUCUCGCCAUCAUCGAGCUAUUUGCCAACAUCGUCAGUUGGACUGGAUUUGGAUGGGUCUCUGAGCAAAUUGUUUACUCAGCGCGAGUUUUGUCAUUCCGCUCGCUGUUCGAGCAAGAUCUCCAGUGGCACCAAUCUAACGGGCGGACACCUGCUUUACUUCUCUCCUAUAUUACCAGGGAUGGCAGUGCAUUAGCUGGACUUAGUGGCUCUGUCAUUGGCACCCUAUUUUCGAUUACGAUUAACCUCAUCGCGGCAAUCGUCUUGACGCAUAUUAUUGCGUGGAAAAUUGCACUUGUUUGCCUAGCAUUGGUGCCUCUUCUUCUCGGAGCCGGCCUAAUGGAGCUCCGCGUUCUUGGCAACUUUGAGGAGCGCCACGAGAACGCGUACAGCAAAUCUGUCGAUAUUGGCACGGAAGCAAUUGCAUCCAUAAAGACAAUCUCGUCGUUGUCUCUUGAACACGAGACGCUAAAUGUUUAUCGGCGAUCACUCAAAGGCCCGCGUCAAGAGACCUUCAAAGUCACUCUGCAAGCAAGCUUUUGGCAAGCCCUUACCUACUUCCUUGGAAACUGCGUGAAUGCAUUGGCCUAUUGGUGGGGAUCAAAACAGAUUCUCGCAGGUACCUAUACACAAACCCAAUUCCUCAUCGUCGUCUUCUCUCUUCUUGUCAGCGCAAUGCUAUGGAGUCAAAUGUUUGCCCUUGCUCCGGAGCUUUCUAGUGGCAGGGCUGCAAUGGCAAGGAUUUUGAGCCUUAUCAAUAUGGGAUCGGCAAAAAUGCAAGGGGAUCCUCAACUUAUGCAGUCAAGCACGGGGCCCUCAGCAGAGAAAGAUCUCGAGUUUCGCAAUGUACACUUCUCAUAUCCUGCUCGUCCAAAUGUCGAGGUGCUGAGAGGAUUGAGCAUGGAAAUUCCUGCCGGUAGUUUUUGUGCUCUCGUGGGUCCAAGCGGAGCGGGCAAGUCUACAAUAAUUUCACUGGUCGAACGUUUGUACACACCGCAAUCCGGAUCCGUUGUAAUAGACGGCUUCGAUGUGACAGCUAGCCGUGGUGUAUCCUUCCGUGAUACAAUCGCUUUGGUGCCACAAGAAAAUGUGCUGUUUGAAGGAACUAUCGAGUUCAACAUCGCUCUUGGCGCUAGACCAGGACAAGUCGUCUCGGCAAAGGAGAUUGAAGAGGCGUGUAAACUCGCCAACAUCCAUGAUGUUAUUCAAGAUUUACCCAAUGGCUACCAGACUCUUUGUGGACCUAAUGGUAACCAAUUUUCGGGUGGUCAGAAACAAAGGCUUUCGAUCGCAAGGGCUCUCGUUCGUAAACCUAAGCUUCUCAUUUUAGACGAGCCGACGAGUGCGCUUGAUGCUGAAUCAGAAAGGCUAUUGCAAGAUGGUCUUGAGAAGGCAACGAAAGGAAUCACCGUGAUCGCAAUUGCGCAUCGCUUAUACACAAUAAGAAAAGCAGACCGUAUUUUCCUUAUUGAGUCAGGUCAAUGUGUCGAUUACGGGCUACAUGAAGAACUGUUCAAGAGAUCACCAACGUAUAGGUUGAACGUGAUGCACCAGUCUGUUGCCGAGUAA